AUGGGUGCUUAUUAAUGCUCAAGAUACUGCGAUUGCUCCAAUAAUACAGACACAGAUAUCUCAAAAAAAGAGAAAUUGAAGCAAGAGGCUAGUCGAAUUGUUGAAAAUGAUCUGAUGAAAAGAUUUAAAAACAAUCAGCAAAGAUAUUAUCAGAUGAUACAACAACAGCAAUAAAAAUAAUACCCUUCAAUAGGAAAUGGAUACUACAAUAAAUUCCAGCUCUUUGAAAGGUUUUCAUCCACGCAUGUUUAAGAUGUUUAUGAAUUCGAAGAACUAAUUGGAAAGGGGCAUUUUGCUUAGGUCUACAAAGUGCAUUCUGUAGUUGAUCCUACCAGGAAAUAUGCUAUUAAGAGUAUUGAUAAAAACACAAUUUCUGAAAAGUCAUUGAGAAGAGUUAAUAUUGAAAUUGAAAAUCUAAAAUUGUUUGAUCAUCCAAACAUCAUUAAGUAUCACGGCACUUUUAUUGAUUAAAGAAACAUUCAUAUUGUAAUGGAGCUAUGUGAAGGGGGAGAAGUCUUUUAGAAAAUUACUAACUAGCCAAUGCCAGAAUUGGAAUCCUCUUAAGUAAUAACUUAGGUUCUUUAUACCUUGAAAUAUCUGCAUAGUCUUAAUAUAGCUCACAGGGAUCUCAAACCAGAAAAUAUAAUGUUUUCAGAGAUCAUUGAAUCUUAGUCUGGAGCGGAAUCUACUUUUAAUGAUCCUGAGAUUAAGAUUAUAGACUUUGGUCUUAGCAAAAAGAUUAGCAAGGGUCAGCUAAUUACUGAGGACACAAUUAUUUAAGAUCAACCUCGCUUUACAAUGCAUCAAGAAAUGUUUAACUCAAUAGUUGGGACUCCUUAUUAUGUUGCUCCUGAAGUUCUUUCACAGUAUUAUGAUGAAAGAUGUGAUAUUUGGAGUGUAGGAGUGAUAAUGUACAUCUUGCUGUGUGGCUAUCCCCCAUUUAAUGGGAAAACUUCAAGAGAUGUUAUUCAUGCCUUAAAACAAGGCUAUGUUAACUUCAAAGGUGAGGAAUGGUCUCAUGUUUCAGAUGAGGCUAAAGAUCUUAUUUAAAGAUUAAUAAAAAAGUAGGAAAGCAGAAUAUCAAUAGAGGAAGCCAUUCGACACAAAUGGUUUGAUGACAUGCGAAUGUAGAAAAAAACUUUAUCUUCUUCUAGUACUCAUCUAGAUAGUUCCAUUCAGAUUACUUAAAAUUUAGAUGAGUUUGAGUAGCAUAUCUUUGAAAGACUAAUGAGGCAUAAGAAACUCUGCAGAUUUCAAUAGAUAAUACUUAAGUUUCUUUUCGAUUUGAUUUAGUCUUCAGUCCUUAAGCCUUAUAUUAGGGUGUUUUAAGCUGCAGAUUAAAGUGGCAAUGGCUGUGUAACUUUUGCAGAUUUUUAUUCCUUUAUGAGAACUUUUGAUUUAAAGCUUACUCUAGAUUAGCUGUAGUCGAUUUUUACUUCAAUUAAUAUAAGUGGAUCUAUUUGUAUUACCUAUUCUGAAUUUAUGAUGGCUGCUAUUGAUUUUGAAAAAUUUGUGUAGCCUUAAGAUUUGGAUUAUGCCUUUAAGUAUUUUGAUACUACUAAUUAAGGUAUCAUAAGUCACAAAGAUAUUAUGUCAAUUAAAAGAAGAAAAGGAAUAGUUGUUUCAAAAUCAGAGUGCAAGCAGAUAAUAAGAGAUGCAGUCAAAAAUAAAAGCGAUCAGAUUAAAUUUGAUUAAUUCACUAAAAUUAUGUAUCAGGCUUUUGAUUGA
Molecule: messenger RNA, 1728 nt
Organism: Stylonychia lemnae
Lineage: Eukaryota; Ciliophora; Spirotrichea; Sporadotrichida; Oxytrichidae
Source: the annotation of a GenBank genome assembly